AUGUACCGAGAAGGAGACGUAACGGUCAGUGAAGGAGACGUAACGGUCAGAGAAGGAGAUGUAGCGGUCAGAGAAGGAGACGUAACAGUCAGUGAAGGAGACGUACCGGUCAGAGAAGGAGACGUAACGGUCAGUGAAGGAGACGUAACAGUCAGUGAAGGAGAUGUAACGGUCAGAGAAGGAAACGUGAAGGUCAGAGAAGGAGACGUAACGGUCAGAGAAGGAGACGUAACGGUCAGUGAAGGAGACGUAACAGUCAGAGAAGGAAACGUAACGGUCAGUGAAGGAGACGUGACGGUCAGAGAAGGAGACGUGACAGAAGGAAACGUAACGGUCAGUGAAGGAGACGUACUGGUCAGAGAAGGAGACGUAACGGUCAGUAAAGGAGACGUAACGGUCAGUAAAGGAGACGUAACGGUCAGAGAAGGAGACGUAACAGUCAGUAAAGGAGACGUAACGGUCAGAGAAGGAGACGUACCGGUCAGAGAAGGAGACGUACCGGUCAGUAAAGGAGACGUAGCGGUCAGAGAAGGAGACGUAACAGUCAGUGAAGGAGACGUACCGGUCAGAGAAGGAGACGUAACGGUCAGUGAAGGAGACGUAACGGUCAGAGAAGGAGAUGUAACGGUCAGUGAAGGAGACGUAACGGUCAGAGAAGGAGACGUAACGGUCAGAGAAGGAAACGCAACGGUCAGUGAAGGAGACGUGACGGUCAGAGAAGGAGAUGUGACAGAAGGAGACGUAACAGUCAGUGAAGGAGACGUAACGGUCAGAGAAGGAGACGUAACGGUCAGAGAAGGAGACGUAACAGUCAGAGAAGGAAACGCAACGGUCAGUGAAGGAGACGUGACGGUCAGAGAAGGAGAUGUGACAGAAGGAGACGUAACAGUCAGUGAAGGAGACGUAACGGUCAGAGAAGGAGACGUACCGGUCAGAGAAGGAGACGUAACGGUCAGUAAAGGAGACGUAACGGUCAGAAAAGGAGACGUAACGGUCAGAGAAGGAGACGUACCGGUCAGAGAAGGAGAUGUACCGGUCAGUAAAGGAGACGUAGCGGUCAGAGAAGGAGACGUAACAGUCAGAGAAGGAGAUGUAGCGGUCAGAGAAGGAGACGUAACAGUCAGUGAAGGAGACGUACCGGUCAGAGAAGGAGACGUAACGGUCAGUGAAGGAGACGUAACAGUCAGUGAAGGAGAUGUAACGGUCAGAGAAGGAAACGUGAAGGUCAGAGAAGGAGACGUAACGGUCAGAGAAGGAGACGUAACGGUCAGUGAAGGAGACGUAACAGUCAGAGAAGGAAACGUAACGGUCAGUGAAGGAGACGUGACGGUCAGAGAAGGAGACGUGACAGAAGGAGACGUACCGGUCAGUAAAGGAGACGUAACGGUCAGUAAAGGAGACGUAACGGUCAGUGAAGGAGACUUAACGGUCUUAGAAGGAAACGUAACGGUCAGUGAAGGAGACGUAACGGUCAAAGAAGGAGACGUAACGGUCAGAGAAGGAGACGUACCGGUCAGUGAAGGAGACGUAACGGUCAGAGAAGGAGACGUAACGGUCAGAGAAGGAGACGUAACGGUCAGAAAAGGAGACGUAACGGACAGUGAAGGAGACGUAACAGUCAGAGAAGGAGACGUAACGGUCAGAGAAGGAGACGUAACGGUCAGAGAAGGAGACGUAACGGUCAGAGAAGGAGACGUAACGGUCAGAAAAGGAGAUGUAACGGUCAGAGAAGGAGACGUAACAGAAGGAGACGUAACGGUCAGAGAAGGAGACUUAACGGUCAGAGAAGGAGACGUAACGGUCAGUAAAGGAGACGUACCGGUCAGUAAAGGAGACGUAACGGUCAGUAAAGGAGACGUAACGGUCAGAGAAAGAGACGUAAUGGUCAGAGAAGGAGACGUAACGGUCAGUAAAGGAGACGUAACGGUCAGAGAAAGAGACGCACCGGUCAGAGAAGGAGACGUACCGGUCAGAGAACGAGACGUACCGGUCAGUAAAGGAGACGUACCGGUCAGUAAAGGAGACGUAACGGUCAGUAAAGGAGACGUAACGGUCAGUAAAGGAGACGUAACGGUCAGAGAAAGAGACGUAACGGUCAGAGAAGGAGACGUAACGGUCAGUGAAGGAGACGUAACGGUCAGUAAAGGAGACGUAACGGUCAGAGAAAGAGACGUAACGGUCAGAGAAGGAGACGUAACGGUCAGUGAAGGAGACAUAACGUUCAGUAAAGGAGACGUACCGGUCAGAGAAGGAUACGUAACGGUCAGUGAAGGAGACGUAACGGUCAGAGAAGGAGACGUAACGGCCAGUAAAGGAGACGUAACGGUCAGUAAAGGAGACGUAACGGUCAGAGAAGGAGACGUAACGGUCAGUGAAGGAAUCGUAACGGUCAGAGAAGGAGACGUAACAGAAAGAGACGUAACGGUCAGAGAAGGAGACGUAACGGUCAGUAAAGGAGACGUAACGGUCAGAGAAAGAGACGCACCGGUCAGAGAAGGAGACGUACCGGUCAGAGAACGAGACGUACCGGUCAGUAAAGGAGACGUACCGGUCAGUAAAGGAGACGUAACGGUCAGUAAAGGAGACGUAACGGUCAGUAAAGGAGACGUAACGGUCAGAGAAAGAGACGUAACGGUCAGAGAAGGAGACGUAACGGUCAGUGAAGGAGACGUAACGGUCAGUAAAGGAGACGUAACGGUCAGAGAAAGAGACGUAACGGUCAGAGAAGGAGACGUAACGGUCAGUGAAGGAGACAUAACGUUCAGUAAAGGAGACGUACCGGUCAGAGAAGGAGACGUAACGGUCAGUGAAGGAGACGUAACGGUCAGAGAAGGAGACGUAACGGCCAGUAAAGGAGACGUAACGGUCAGUAAAGGAGACGUAACGGUCAGAGAAGGAGACGUAACGGUCAGUGAAGGAAUCGUAACGGUCAGAGAAGGAGACGUAACGUAA
Messenger RNA from Knipowitschia caucasica, 2952 nucleotides. The record is from the annotation of a GenBank genome assembly. Lineage: Eukaryota; Metazoa; Chordata; Actinopteri; Gobiiformes; Gobiidae.